Messenger RNA from Trichosporon asahii var. asahii CBS 2479, 273 nucleotides. RefSeq lists its product as uncharacterized. NCBI's taxonomy places the organism in Eukaryota, Fungi, Basidiomycota, Tremellomycetes, Trichosporonales, Trichosporonaceae. The coding region runs from base 1 to 273 and encodes 90 amino acids. The transcript is spliced from 2 exons. The record is from RefSeq and is a predicted model, not a curated record.
AUGGACCUCAUUCCCGAAGGCAGCAAGGUCGCCGCCCCUGGCACUUCGCGCAAAGCUCUGAUCGCCGAUGACGAUGAGGCGUGGACCGCUCCUUCCAGCCCCGCUUUCGUCCAGCUCAAGUUUCCCUCUCCCGUUGAUCCAACACGGAUUGCCCUCACUUUCCAGGGUGGAUUUGUGCCCACCUCUGUUGCUGUGACAGCGACGACGGAAGCUGGAGAAGUUACGGGCACUGUCUACCCGGAAGACAAGAAUGCGCGCCAGAUCCUGGAGUAA